AUGCUCCCGACUCAACCAGAUGACGACUGCGGUGACUGCAUCCCAGCCUACCUGAACCAUUCCGCAUCCUUUGGAACGAAGGCCUUGUCAACCACUCCCUUUAUCGCUACCUUUGCCCUCCUCACUGUCCUCGCAUAUCGCAAAGUCUUUCCUCUCCUCUCAGUUCAGUACUCUUCUUCUCAUGAUACUGCGAAAUCGCUCCCUCGACCGGCCACGUCAGGUCCUGAGCCGGCUACUCAGCAGGUCGCAAGGAGAAUCGCGGCCUUGACAUUUUCUUCCACCAUUGCUCUAUCUGCCGUCCUGACUGAGUUACUACUCUGCGAGAUCUCCAAUUCGUUUAAUCCCACCGCCCGGAGCAUUGCCCUGCAGAUUACCGUUGCCGGUCUUUUGGGCCUGCUCGUGGUAGCGAUUCCGCUUCUGGGUAUCUCCUCUGCUGUCUCAAAAUCUGGCUACAAGUUUCACGGGGCACAAAAGGGUCGGCUUCGUUUGGCUUGGGUCCUAGAGUUGGCUGGCUACGCAGCCUUUCUUUUUGGCUUCUGGGCAAUCGGUACCAUCCUUCCAGAAAGUACCACUAUCGCGGAGAGUAUUAAGGAUCAGAGCAGCCUCUUCCAGGCAUGUCUGGAUAGACUGGGCAUUACAGGGGUGUCGUUGAUGGCAUUGCUGUCUGGUUUCGCAUCGGUUAGUGCGAUUUGGCAAACGUUUGGGCCCAAACCUCGCCUGGUUACCGAAGCAGAAAUCACACGAAAACAAGCUGGGUUGGACGCGACAAUCGACAUGAUCGCAGAGAAGAAAGAGAAGUUGGGGCAUUUAGGGAGAAAGAAUGCGGAGAUACCGAACCAGGGUUUCUGGGGGCGAACAGUCGGCUCUUUUCGUGGUAAUGCAGAUAGUCAAGAGAAGCAAACACUUGAGAUGGAAAUGAAUGGCCUUGAGACUAUGGCCUCAUCACUCGAAUCUUCUCUGAAUAUUCUAAGAGUUCGAAGGGGCGAUCAGCUGCGUGCGACCACGAAGAUGGGGAGACUAUCGUUGGGCUUGUCGACUAUAUUUGCAUGCUACUGCGUCUAUCGUAUAUGCAUGACAACUUUCAACGUCACGCGAAGGAUCUUCUCAAGAGGUCCAAGCACAUCAUCUGAUACUGACCCUGUCACCUACACCAUUGCACUAUUCGCACGACACAUCUAUCCAUCACUGGACCAAGAGUCAUGGGCUCAGCAGAUAUCCUUUCUCCUUUCAGGCGCCAUGCUCCUCGCCUCUUUCUCUGCCGUCACGCAAACAUUCCACUUGUUUUCGCGGUUCAUGCCCUCUGCACUCCACGCGACCAAGACCAACUUCGCACUUCUCAUCAGCCAGAUCAGUGGCAUGUAUGUCAUCAGUUCUGCGCUCAUGCUGCGCGGUAUGAUGCCCAAGGAAGUGGGGAGUGUCAUCAACAGCGCUCUCGGGGCGGGGUUGCUGGAACCUGCGUGGGUUCAACGCUGGUUCGAGGGUUUUUUCAUCCUCGCUGUUGUGGCCACCGCAGCCGGCAUCUUCCUCGGCCGCCAGAUAUCGGGCGCUACUUCCUGGGACGACGAUACUGGCUGGGAUUUGGGCCUUGAGAUGGGAAAACGCUCGUGA
Messenger RNA from Exophiala aquamarina CBS 119918, 1608 nucleotides. RefSeq lists its product as uncharacterized. The record is from RefSeq and is a predicted model, not a curated record. The transcript has a single exon. Bases 1 to 1608 code for a protein of 535 amino acids. NCBI's taxonomy places the organism in Eukaryota, Fungi, Ascomycota, Eurotiomycetes, Chaetothyriales, Herpotrichiellaceae. Gene Ontology annotation, cellular component: membrane.